AUGUUUACAGCUAAAUACUCUUGUAUAGACGUGGUUGGUACUCUGACAAGACUAAUCAAGGGUUCCAGAAAGUUGAUUUUUAUUGAUCAUCCUUCACGUUUAAAUGAAUAUAUUGAACCUGAUCAACAAAGACUACCAGCUGGAACAUUAGUUCUGGAAGAAGAUUUACGUGUAUUCAAUGGAGCUUUGAAAUUAUCACACAAGGACACAAAAGUAGCUAUAAAAGUGUGCACCAAUGCUAUUCAAGUCACAUCAACUGAAAAAACCAAAGUUCUUGGUCAUUCAGUAAUUUUAAAUGAUGUAUAUUAUGCAUCAGAAAUUGAAGAAGUUUGUUUAGUUGACAAUAAUCAAUUCACACUGACUAUAUUAAAUGAUAAUGGACCAUUGUCUUUUAUACAUGAUGCAUGCGAUUCUAUUGUUCAAGCAAUUAUUCAUAUACGCACUAGAUGGGCAUUAUCUCAACCUGACACGCCAGCAAUUCAUGCUAAAAUUCGUCCACGUGAUGUUCCAGGGACAUUAUUAAAUAUAGCAUUACUCAAUCUUGGCAGUUCAGAUCCAAAUCUACGUUCAGCUGCAUAUAACUUGCUGUGUGCAUUAACGCAAACAUUUAAUUUAAAAAUUGAAGGACAACUCUUAGAAACAAAAGGACUGUGUAUACCUGGAAAUAAUACCCUCUUCAUUACUGAGAUUAGUAAUCGUUUAGCUCAACUAGAACCUCAUUUAACUUUGGAAUUUCUUGAAGAAUGUAUUCAAGGUUUCAGUCGAUCAAGUAUUGAAAUGAAACAUCUGUGCUUGGAAUAUAUUACACCAUGGUUACCGAAUUUAACACGAUUCUGUCGUUCAGAUGAUGCUAAACGACAAAAAGUGAAUGUUAUCAUUGAUAAAUUGAUCACUCUUACAAUUGAAGAAGAACAAAUGUAUCCAUCAAUUCAAAUAAAAAUAUGGGGUAAAUUAGGUCAAGUACCACAACUGUUAGGACUUGUAUUAGAUAACUUUAUACAACGUUCUGUUAGUUGUGGUCUGGGAAGUCUACAAGCAGAGAUAAUGGCGGAUACAUCAGUUGCACUAGCAGCAGCAAAUAAACAACUUGUAUCGAAAAAAGUACUGUCAAAAUUGUGUCGUUUUAUCGAGAAAACUUGUUCUGCUCCAACAACCCUGCUGGAACAACAUCCAUUAUGGCCAGAAACUGCACCAUUACUACGAUAUUUAUUAAUGUUAUCAUUCAAUAAUUGUUUAGACAUCUGUACUCAUUUGCCUCGAUUAUUUCAUAUUGCCACCUUAUUGGUGUGUACUGGUCCACUUUCUCUACGAGCAUCUGUGCAUGGAUUUGUGAUUAAUGUGAUUCACUCACUUUGUACCUCAUCUUUGGCUAAACAAAUAUCAGAAAAAACAGUUCAUCAACUUCGUCAACUUUUAGCCGAAUUCACUUUACCAAAAUUCUACGAAGUAUUUGGUAUACAACAUGUGAAAUGUGCCCCGAUAAGUGCAUUUCCACAUUUUCGUCCAGGUGAAAGAUCAGGUUUAAUGGCAUCAACUGCUGGACCGAAUAAUUCAUCUCAUGUUGGUGCGGGUGGCGGUGUUGUUGGUGGUUCUACAGCCUUAAAUAUUCCACCACUUACUGGAUCUAUUGGAGCUAUUGUUUCAAAUUUACAUCAUAGUCAAGGAAGUAGUAGUAGUAUUAGUAGUAAUUGCAGUGGUGGUACAUGUACAUCAAUGUCAAUCGAUGGUGGUGGUGGGAGUGGUGGUGUAGAUUUAUUAAGCGGGAAAAAAGACACCAGUCUACGUACAUCGGAAUUAAAAAAACCAGAAUCAAAUCCUGCUAAUUCACAUCCAGUAUUAAUAAUGAUUGGUGAUAAUUGUGAUGAAGGAAGUGUUUGCCAGAGGAUGACAUCAUCGAUUGAAACACCUCAACGUACUAGACAAAUAAUCAAUGAUUCCGCUGAUAAUUGUGGACGAAAUCCAUACAGUCAACAACAACAGCAACAACAGCCUCAACAACAAAACCCACACCAACAACAGCAUACACGUACUACUGAUAUGUUCCAUGUCAAUUCAAGUAGUAGAAUGAAUUCAGCCUAUUCAGAUAAUUAUUCAUUUAGAUUCAAUCAAACACCCCAGUAUGUUCCACAUAUAUUUAAUCCAUAUGCAAAUAUACCAGCCUAUCUGACUGCACACAACGCAUCACAAUUAUCUGUUCCAUCUAUAGAUGGUUUAGAUAAACCUGAACGUCUGUCACUGAGUUCAUUAGAAUUUCUUACGGAUACUCUAUUAGAGAUUAUGAGUUUAGUGAUUAAAGAAGUACCGAAAUUUACUCAUUGGCUUGAUCAGUGGACACAAUUAGCUCGAAAAUUUGCAUUUCAACAUAAUCCAGCCUUACAACCACGUGCUAUCAUUGUCCUUGGAUGUAUUUGCAAAAGUUUCACUGAUACUGAUAUCAAACAAUUACUCUGUAUCAUGUCUAGAGCUCUAGCAUCGUAUGCAAAUGAAUUGAACAUGGAAAAAGAUUUACGGCAUAGAACUAUGAAUACUGGACAAGCAGAAUUGUAUCUUAUUGAAGCGAUAAUCAUUUGUUUAACUCGUCUCCUACCACUGUUACCGCCUGAUUCAGAAACACAUCAACCACUGUUUUGGAUUGCAUUAGGCAUAUUACAGUUAGAUGAAGUUUCAUUGUAUGCAGCUGGUUUAGCUCUACUUGAACAAAAUCUAUUAACACUUGAUCAAAAUGGAACAUUUGAACAUGAUUCACUCAGUACUAUCAUGAUGAGAUGUCGAGAACAAUUUAUUCUACAAUAUAAACAAAUGGAUCAUGCUGUUGGUCUUAGUUUUCGUGAUAGUUUUCAUUUUGCACUAGUCGGGCAUUUACUCAAAGGAUUUCGUCAUCCUGAUGCAAAAACUGUUGGCAGAACUAUACGUGUAUUAAAUCUACUGUUAAGUAUUGUUGCUAAACCAAUUAAUCGAGAUAAAUAUCAAGUUAGCCAUGAGAGUAUAGCCUAUCUGACAGCUCUACUGCCGGUAUCCGAGGAAGUGAGAAAACGAUGUCGACUGAAAUUUCGUAUACCAGGUACACUUGUCGGGACAGGGGAACAAGAAUCACAGUGUCCUACAAGUCAACCGAAUACACCGUCAAAUACUACCACUGCCACUACUAAUACUUAUACUAAUACUGGCAGUAGUACUACUAAUAUUUCUUCUACAACAAUUCAUACAACAAAGCACCAGUCGUCUUUUCCAAGUACAAUCUAUUCAAGUAAUAUUGAUUGGGUCGGUUCUGAUGAAAGUCUGAUUGAUUCAUCCUCUCAACAGACUAAUAAUCAACGUGGGCAUAAUUCUUCCCUCAGUUUGAUUAAAGCAUUAUUGCCGAAUCCUUUAAUUCAAUCAAAUUUAAGCCAAAGAAAUAAUCGUUCACGACCAGAGUUGAAUACAGGCAACUUUUCUCCAGCUAAUAAUCUAAUCCCAAGUGGUGAUUUCACUCAUCAACUACUUCUUCGUCCAACAUUAGAACGUCAAGGCAUCGGUAUCACACAAGAAACAAAUCAAGCUCACUUAACUUAUCAACAAUUAUCUAAGCGUCAACAAGGCAUUCUAUGCACUACAGAUAGUUUACGUUCACGUUCUAUUGACGAGUGUAUAUCAGGCAAUGUAAUUGCUACAAAUACUGAACGAUAUGGUACUGCUAAUUCAUCACAGCAUAAUAAAGAUGAGACAGUAGAUAAUCAAGUAGUGGUUAAUGGUAGUGAAUUUGAUGAGAGCGGUAAUCAGAUUAAUCAAAGAGAACAACAAUUAUUGCCAAGAAACAUGCCAUCAGAACAAAAACCGCCAACUGGUGUUCUCCUUGAUCCAAGUAUACUUACAGAUGAGGCAACUCAAGCUUUAACAAUUGCUGUACUGACUACUUUGGUGCGUUAUACAACAGAUGAAAAUGAGUCAAGAGUUUUGUAUGAAUUCUUAGCAGAUGCUUCUAUGGUUUUUCCUCGUGUAUUUCCUGUGAUACACAGUUUGUUAGAUUCAAAAAUCAACUAUGUUCUAACACAUUGUCAUGAUCAAAAAAUUCUAAGCGCUGUUCAAAGUAUCAUACAAAAUAUGAUCAGUAGUGGAGAAACCUCUGUACAACAAUUACACUAUUUGCAAAGUAUCGGUUUUGGUGGACUUUGGAGGUUUUCAGGACACUUUUCAAAGGCAAAUCAAAAUGCAGACACUGCUCAAUUAUUUGUCAAUUUUCUUGAAGUAUUAAUUGAUUCACAUUUACCUGGUGAAGAUUUAAGAACAUCGUAUACACCAGUUAUUGGUUUAAGCAAUACAGGACGUGCUGGUAAUUUAUCCAGUGACUCAUCAUUAAGUCUGUCCAGUGUACAUGGUCCAAUGAAUGAGAUGUCAACAGCUAAUGUUGCAGCUGGUGCGACUGUUUCUCAUACUACCACGACUGCAAGCAAUAAUAAUAGUAAUAGUAGUAAUGUUGAUCCUCUAACAAAUGGCAAUGAUAAAGAUGGACCUGUUUCAAUAUCACCGAUUACAUUAGUCAAUGUACCAUGUGGUUUAGUAAAUAAUGAUCAUGAAGAACGCAGAAGUAGUCUGUCCACUAUUGGUCCAGUGUCUAAAGAUCAACAAGACUUGGAGUCGGAAUAUUUCAAUGCUAGUAGAAGAAGAAGAUCUGGAUCAAAUGUCAGCGGUUUUGAACACAUUAUGCAAUAA
Molecule: messenger RNA, 4689 nt
Organism: Trichobilharzia regenti
Lineage: Eukaryota; Metazoa; Platyhelminthes; Trematoda; Strigeidida; Schistosomatidae
Source: the annotation of a GenBank genome assembly